Molecule: messenger RNA, 1992 nt
Organism: Nannizzia gypsea CBS 118893
Lineage: Eukaryota; Fungi; Ascomycota; Eurotiomycetes; Onygenales; Arthrodermataceae
Exons: 3
Coding region: 1-1992 (663 amino acids)
Biological process (GO): transmembrane transport
Cellular component (GO): membrane
Molecular function (GO): transmembrane transporter activity
Source: RefSeq, a predicted model, not a curated record
AUGGCAGACUUCGGUCCCAGGGCCCCCCAUGGGCCGGACAUGACGGGCACCCACGACCCGCUCGUCGACAUGCGGCUCCACGAGAAAGAGGCCUUUGACGCCUUUAUCCGGCCAGACGACUCGUACACCCCGGAGGGCGUCUACUGGGCUGAUCUGCCGCUCAUGCAGAAGAUCAAGUUCGUCACCUCGGUCGACAUGGAGGAGUCCAAGAAGGAGGCCGCCUCCUUCUGGGAGAUGUUCAAGAACGAUCCCUUGGCGCCCGUUGGUUACUACUUCAAGAACAUGGUCCUGCCCGGUGCUGGUCUCGGUUUGGAAGGAUAUGUGCUUUUUUCGAUCGGAAACAUCAAGCCUUUGUUCCAGAAAGCGUUCCCUGACUGCUGGAAACACCAAACCAUCUGUGACCCGACUUGGCUUGCAGCUGUCGAAUACCUCGAAAUCUGCGGUAUUAUCGUUGGUCAGAUACUGGUUGGUAUCCUUGGUGAUUGGAUUGGUCGUCGUUGGGGUUUGAUUCAAGAUGCAGUCAUCAUGUUGCUUGGUCUUAUCAUGCUUACGGCUGCUUGGGGUGUCACCCAGAACGGCUGGGUUAUCUGCUACGUCUGGUCUCUCUUCUUCUACGGCAUCGGUGUUGGUGGUGAAUACCCCAUGACCGCAACAUCUGGAAUGGAGAACGCAGUCGGAUCUGGCAAAAUUUCCACCAAAGAGGACCGUCUUCACCGUGGCCGCAAGGUUACAUCCGCAUUCUUGAUGCAGGGAUGGGGCCAGUUCUUCAACCAGGCCAUUCUUAUCCUUCUUCUGCUCAUUUUCCACCACGGUAGCGGAAAUCCUCCAUACUCCGCCCUCGCUGCCCAGUGGACCUACCGUGUCUCCUUUGCCAUCCCUGCAGUUGGAACCCUCUGGCUCGUCUACUACAGAUACUACAAGAUGCGCGCAGCAAGCAAACAGUUGGCAAUCGUCAAGGCCAAGUCCCGCGUCACCGGUUACGACACAGAAUCCCUGCGCCUCACAUUCAAGCACUUUGGUUUCCGUCUACUUGCUACCGCUGGUACAUGGUUCGCCAACGAUGUCUUCUUCUACGGCAACAAGCUGUUCCAGUCUGAGUUCAUCAGCGUUAUCUCCCCCCACACCACUUCCGUCAUGCCAGGAUGGCUGUACAACUUGCUCAAUGUUGGAGUCUCCCUCUGCGGUUACUACCUUGCCUCUUUCAUGAUCGACAACAAGCUCUAUGGCCGCAAGUGGAUGCAGAUCGUUGGAUUUAUGAUGGAUUUCAUCUUCUUCAUCAUCCCAGCCUUCAACUUCGAAUACUAUACCUCCGCAGCGCACAUCAGAGAGUUCCAGGCCAUGUACUUCCUCUCAUCCUUCUUCAACCAAUUCGGCCCUAACUCCGUCACCUUCCUCGUCGCUGCUGAGGUCUUCCCCACACCUAUCCGAGCCACCGCCCACGGUUUCGCUGCUGCUAUUGGAAAACUCGGCGCCCUUACCGCAGCUGUCAUGUACAACUACAUCAGCACCACCCAGAAGUUCCACGUUGUCCCCUGGUUCGGUCUCGCUGGUGUCAUCCUCACCUACCUCUUCCUCCCGGAUACCACCGGCCUCGAUCUCAAGGAACAGGAACGACGAUGGUUCUACAUCCGCCAGGGCAGAGAAUCUGAAUACCAUGGUCCCGCCGUCCACCCCAAGCAUCUCUCUGUUUACGAGCGAUGGACCGGUGUAGGAAAGUACUACGACCCCGAAGCCGAUUACAAGCAGAAAGUCGCUGAGAUGCGACAUGAAUGGACCGCAGCUCAAGCUCGCAAGAACGACGAGAAGAGCGGCUUUGAUCUCGACGACCAUCACGACUACGAGCCAGUCCAUGAUGACGUACACAAGUACUUCGAGCGCACAAGUCCGAUGAUCCUAGGACGGGAAAAGAACGUUCCAAUGGCUGACCAACUUCCUCCAGCUCACAGCAGCAGUAGUGAGGAUGGGGUUGAGCAACAUCCUCAUCAGGAAUAA